AUGGAGGUAGCCGAAAGCAGAGAGCAAGCCUCCGUCGGUCCAACGACGGGGGCAGAAUCUACCAUGACCAAUGGCGAACGAAAUCCCUUCUUGGAUGACCCGCUCAUGGACGAUGGACGCUCUAGCAGCUUGAGUGAAAUCGACGAUGUUUCAGACGACGAGCCGUCUGACUUUGAAGAGUCUCCUAAACCCGAGAGGCAGCUUGAAAACGACUCGGAGGCGGAAACUGAGCGCCUCGAAGACUCCCCUCACAACAUUCGAAAGCGAGACAUCGUACUCAGCGUUGGCAGCGCUGGUCCUAGUCCCAGUAAACUCCAUCAGUCCACUACCCUGGAGGACGUGGACGAGGAAGAGGAGCAUGCGCUGGAUGACUCGCCUAGCAAGAGGCGACCCUCUCAAAACAAUGGAAUUAUCGAGGAAGGUAUGGAGUUGCUCGAUGACGUUGAGCUUCCCGAUAGCAUUGGGAAGAAACGCAAACGCGUUGAGCUCGGUGACGACACUGGCACAGAAAUCGGCGACGAUGAGCCACUGAAGAAACGCCGGAGCUCCCUCAAAAGCGAUUUGAGCGACCUAAUCGACGAUGAUACCCCUCUCUCCCCAGAGCCAAUGAUGGAUGACCCUACCGCGACCAUGGACGACGAACUUCCGGUCGACGACCUUCCCGAAUCAGACCUACCCACUGUGACAACUAAAGGAAAGAAGAGCAAAAAGGGUAAACGAAAAGGAAAACGAAAUGCAGAUACGGAGGGGGAUACGGAAGGCGGCGAGCUCAUCGCAGAGGAUGCUGUUGACGAUACCCUCGUCGAAGAUGAAGAGCCGGUGGAACGUGUCGAGGGACCCCACAAUGCAGACGUCGCUGCCAGAGUUGAAGAAGAAUCUGCGAAAAAGAUGUCUGCGAUGGAGUCGUUAGCAACGCUAGAAAAAGAAUUCGCAGCGUUGCGUGAUAAGAUCUAUGAUGAGCGGAUCUCGAAACUUAAUCGUGAGCUAGAAAUGCUGAACGGACCAAACCCGACCCAUCCCGAAUAUCUGCGCCAGAUCGAGUGUGUACAACAUUACCGGGAUGCUAAGCUCCAAUACGAACGGACCUUGUACCACUACCGCAUGAAAUCACUUGUUACUAAGAGCAUGGCCGAACGUGCGCAAGCUCUCAGCACCUUCUUCCAAAAAGUUCGGGAUGUGCGCGAAGUCCACUCAAGCGCGAUCAGCCAGCAAUUCUAUGCCAUCCAGCAUGAUCGCUUCAAGACCGACGAACUAAGCCCCCACCACAUCAUCCCAUUCCCUACCCGUCGAUCUCAACAAAUUGCGCACCAAGCUGCGUACAAUCAAGAGGUUUCGGUCAUGGCAGGUGUUGCAAAAUACGUUGGUUUCCCAGCCGCUCCAACCUUGCUAGGAGCUCGCCCAUCAGAGCUAGACGACGAUUUGGAGAAGAUGGGAAUUACAGUCGAACCUCGUGUCGUGGCCUCAAGACAAUCGCAAUCGUCCGCCACGUUACAACCUCGCGGUGCCAUGUCAGCCAUGUCAUCCAAUAUGUUCCGCACUGCAGCCGAAGCCGAAGAAGCCUUUUUGGAGCAAACACCCUGGGCCAACCCGCAACAUCCAAUCCAUCAGCAACAAGCCCAACACCAAUAUCCUCAAUCUCAUCGACCUCAAGGGCGGGCCUUUGAGGCCCCUAAUACAUCAUCAUUUGCGACACCCGCAGCUCAGAAGCGGAUGGUGGAUGUGCAUGCUCCGAAUGGAUCAGCAUCCACCAUUCCCGAGAAUGCUUCAGCUGCGAAUUCAUCGGCCAACAACACCCCUUACGGCAUUGAACAAGACCCGCGACACCCACAUCAAGGGUCGUGGCGACAUCCGGACUAUGACAACGAGCGUAAAUCCGGCUUCCGCUCCCAAAGUUCCUCCCCACUCGAUGUUCGAAAAUCUCAACCACACCCGAGUCACGGCCUUGAGCACCGUUCUCCACUAGCAGACGUCUCUUCCGCCCGCAAUCCUCUCUUCUCCCCCCUCCCCCUGCUCGAUCAAGUCUGUUCCAACACUCUGUCGGUCCAAAACCAGAUACUUCCCCCCUGA
Molecule: messenger RNA, 2067 nt
Organism: Penicillium cosmopolitanum
Lineage: Eukaryota; Fungi; Ascomycota; Eurotiomycetes; Eurotiales; Aspergillaceae
Exons: 3
Coding region: 1-2067 (688 amino acids)
Biological process (GO): negative regulation of transcription by RNA polymerase II
Cellular component (GO): Sin3-type complex
Molecular function (GO): histone deacetylase binding
Source: RefSeq, a predicted model, not a curated record